UUGCCGAGACUGGCCUUGUCUGGCGGCUGGAGGCGGUCACUGCUGCUGUGCUGGGCGCUGAGGCUAUAGGGGCCAUGCGGACCGCGAAGGAGUCCGGAGCCCUCAGCCCGGCGCUCCUCCGUCGCGCGGCGUCGACUUGGCGGCCCCUGGAGUAACCGCUGCCUUUGUUCCGAGCGCCUCAUCCCUCCUGUCGCCCCAGCCCCUCCGGCCGCCGCGCUCCGGCCGGCCCGCGCUCGGUCCCCCGAACCCCCUCUUGGCUCGCGCCGCGCGGAUGCGGCUGCCGGACCUGGGUUUGGGUUUUGAGCGGGAGGUGGUGGAGGAGCGGCGGCCCCUGGGCGGCAUGCGAUGGGGAACUGCUGCUGGACGCAGUGCUUCGGGCUGCUCCGCAAAGAAGCGGGGCGGCUGCAGCGUGUAGGAGGCGGCGGAGGAUCCAAGUAUUUUAGAACAUGCUCAAGAGGUGAGCACUUAACUAUAGAGUUUGAGAAUCUAGUAGAAAGUGAUGAAGGGGAAAGUCCAGGAAGCAGUCAUAGACCUCUUACUGAGGAAGAAAUUGUUGACCUAAGAGAAAGACAUUAUGAUUCUAUUGCUGAAAAACAGAAAGACAUUGAUAAGAAAAUUCAAAAAGAGUUAGCCUUACAGGAGGAGAAGUUAAGACUAGAAGAAGAAGCUUUAUACGCUGCACAGCGUGAAGCAGCCAGGGCAGCAAAGCAGCGAAAGCUCUUGGAGCAAGAAAGGCAGAGAGUAGCACAGCGAUGUCAUCCUUCCAACAAUGGAGAAUAUCAAAGUUCAGGACCAGAAGAUGACUUUGAAUCUUGUUUGAGAAAUAUAAAGUCACAGUAUGAAGUUUUUCGAAGUAGUAGACUCUCGUCUGAUGCCACAGUUCUUACACCAAAUACAGAAAGCAGUUGUGAUUUAAUGACCAAAACUAAGUCAACUAGUGGAAAUGAUGACAGCACAUCCUUAGACCUAGAGUGGGAAGAUGAAGAAGGGAUGACUAGAAUGCUUCCCAUGAGAGAACGUUCCAAAACAGAGGAAGACAUUCUCCGGGCAGCGCUGAAGUACAGCAGUAAGAAGACUGGAAGUAACCCGACAUCAGCCUCUGAUGAUUCCAAUGGGCUGGAGUGGGAGAAUGAUUUUGUUAGUGCGGAAAUGGAUGAUAAUGGCAAUUCUGAGUAUUCUGGGUUUGUAAAUCCUGUAUUAGAACUGUCUGAUUCUGCCAUGCAGCAGUGUGAUACAGAUCAGCAGACUCGAUAGGGUAAAAUUGUGUGACCUUGUUUAUCAGUUAUGACCAAAUGUUAAAAACCAACUAGAAUGUAUAAAUGGUUGUGCUGAGCCUUUUUGUAAGGGAAGGGAAGAAACCAUGUUGUAAAUGCUUAUUUUGUUAGAAAGCAGUAGGAAUGAUAGGCUAGAUCUGACUUGCUUCAGAAUUAAGUGCAAUUUCAUCAUCUGCCUUCUGCUUUUCCAGACCAAUGUAUUGGUUCUGUCAUGUUACCAAUUAAAUUAUUUUAGCUCUUUUCUUUAUAGCAUUGUUUCCUAUUGGAGAUUUUCACUUUUCAAAACAUUUUAUUUUGAAUGCUUUAAACCUACUUCAUUGUCUGUGAAAUAUUAAGGCCUUUUUUUGUGAAUUCUCAGCAGGUGUGAAGGGAGCAUGAGGAGGAACAAAUUGAAAAUAGUGUUCCCUUUUCUAGUGUUAUUUAUUUCUGUGACUACUUUGAGUUUUAUUGUCUAAUAGUAAGCACAAUUAAUUUGAGUAGAUGACUCUAGGAAAUGCUGAGUAGCAGUUUCUUUCUAUUCUUAUAUAUCCUAGUAUGAUAACAUUGAUUACACCUGAAGAAAGGAUAAUAUGAUAAAAAUAAGCUUUCAGAGUUUGGACAUUUCAAGUUGGAUAUAAUCAACAAUACUAUUUAAGAAAAAGUAUAUAUUUAGGUUUUUCACUUCAUUUUAUGUGCCAUUAUAUUGACUUUGAAUUGCUAUAUUAAGUUUUUAGGUGUUGCUAUUUUUUUAAAUUCUAUAUUUCCAAUGAAUGAUCUUAGAAAGAUUUUACACAGAACAUAUUCUCUGCAUGAUUUAAGAAAGAAACACCUAAAAGAGUAAUACGGGUAUUUUAGAAUACAUAAAAUCUUUUUUGGUAUGAAAGUCUUCAUUGAUUUCAUUAUAGUUUCCUUGCCUUGUAGUACAAGGUGCUUUAAUGGGAUGGAACUAAGUUUCUCAAUAUAUACCUGCAUUUUGUGAUAGACAAUUACAUCUUCUUUACCCUAAAUUGUAUGCGUCAAUAUAAAAAGCCAGGAAUAUAAAACACACUCUAAUUGCUUUCCUUGAUUUUGCUGAGGAUUGAGUAUGGUUUUAGUAAUAAACAAAUUGUUGUUUGAUUUUCCUUUAGUGUGUUUUUCUUUUCUUUUUCUUGCAACAAUGACUGCAUGUUCCAAAAAAUAUAGGAAGGUCCAGAUAUAAAUAGUAACUUCAAGUUCUUGGUGUACUUAAAAAAAAAAUCAUGUGGCCCUUUCAAUAUUUGAACUGCUAGGCAAUGACAUCUGUAGUUUUAUGUCCUUUUCUAUCUCAUAGAAAUGACAUUUUAAUAUGUAAAUAUAUAUUAGCUAAUGCUGUUAUUUAUGUCUCUCAUAAUUUAAGUUGUAGCUAUGUCAUUGGAAAUAUUUUAAAGGUAAUCUAUAUUUACAUUGCCUGUGUUAAUGCUUUUUAAAGUUUGUAUACAUCAGAUGUAUAUUUUUGGUUUGGCAUAAGCUACUAUUGUAACUUUUCUUGGCUUUUUGUUCAUAAAGAAUUUUUUGAAGGAAUGGUAACUUCUCAAGGAUUGUGAAUAAA
Lepus europaeus (European hare) is the source of this 2820-nucleotide messenger RNA. It is a transcript of the gene AP1AR, whose product is annotated as adaptor related protein complex 1 associated regulatory protein. NCBI's taxonomy places the organism in Eukaryota, Metazoa, Chordata, Mammalia, Lagomorpha, Leporidae. Gene Ontology annotation, biological process: negative regulation of cell motility; negative regulation of substrate adhesion-dependent cell spreading; regulation of Arp2/3 complex-mediated actin nucleation. The transcript is spliced from 10 exons. Gene Ontology annotation, molecular function: AP-1 adaptor complex binding. Bases 346 to 1254 code for a protein of 302 amino acids. The record is from RefSeq and is a predicted model, not a curated record.